AUGGAUUUAAAGGUUGAGAAAAAAAAAUAAGAUUUAUUAUUUUUUGUUUUUGAAUAAUUUGUUGAUGGUACCUGGUUAGAUUUAGAGGAUGAAAUCGAAGCUGUUGUUAAUAAACUGUUAGAUAGCAAUGCCUAAUAAUUAUAGGUUUUAAUGGAUGAGCUUAUAUCUUUAGGGUUAAAAAAAGAUAAAGUAAAAACUAUUAAAGAAGAAAUACAUAGAUUAUAGAAUGAUCAUUUAGAAAGUCCUUAAGAAAAAUUAAAAAAAGAAUAUAUUUUGCUUUGGCAAUUUCUGUAAGAAUUAGAAUAAAAGCAAUCACUUUAAAAAGAUAAUGUGCAAAAAAUAUUUUAAUAGCUUGUCAAGCUCAUACAAUAAAAUGAUAAUGAUAGAAAGAUCAAACUAUUUGUAAACUAAAUGAGCAUUUCUAGUUAAGAUAGAUAAAUUCUAUAUGAAAAACUAAAUGAUUAUAUGUAGAAGAAAUAAUCUUCUUCAAGGAAUAAGUUAGAAAUCGAAAAUAAUUAAGAGAAUAAAUUUACAAAAAACAUAUCUUUUAAUUAACUUAAUUAGAAAUCACUUCAAUAUUUAUCAAAUUAGACUUAAAGGCAAUUAUAAAAUAUUCAAAAUUAACCAGAAUAAUAAUAUUUUGGCGAUAAAAAUGAUGAGACACCAACAGAUUGCGGAUUUAACUAAAGUGAUAGCAACUUGAAAACUCAACAAUAUUUUAGUGAUCAAUAAAUGAAUUAAAAUAACAUGAUAAAUGUGGUUUCUUCGAAUGAAAAAUUUUUGCCAAUCAAGAUUUUAUAAUAGUUUCCUGAAAAUGGAUUUGACCAAGUUUAUAUAAGAAAUAUUUUGAUGCAAGAAAAUGUGAAUAAGUUAAUAUAAUCUAUUUAAGCAGGAAGCUGUAACUGUGUUGGUUUUUUAGGCGAUUUCAGAAUUGCUUUCAAAAUAUUAUCUUGUAUGGCUCCAAAUCUUAUCUAGGUUAAUCUUGAAAAUGAAAUUUUAGAUUAGUUUGAUUUAUUGGUUGCUUACACUGAUGGUAAUACUGUGUUUAUGAUUUAUUAAGAUAGCAAAUAUUUGUUGAAAGAAAAUUCUUUUGAGAAUAAUGAUAGAGCUUUGUACAUAAGAUAUAUUCUCGAUAUUUGCUAAGUAAUUGUCCUUUGCAUAAAUGAAGAAAGCGUGAUUAAUUGGAGCGAUGCUAAUCCGUUUCAAAAUAAUAUUUCAACAAAAAUUAAAUUCAUUGAAGAUAAACAGCUUGAUUUUGUUGUAAAAAAAAUAGAAACAGAAUUUUAUAAAUAACCAAAAAAAUCCCAAAUAGUUAAAUGCUCUCUGGAUUGUUAAGAAAUAAUUUAUACUUGGAGUGAAGAAGAUAGUUAACAAAUUUAUUAUAGAGAAUAUUAAAAAAAUAAAAAUAAAAUUGAGAAAAUAUUUGAAGAAAUAAAUUUUGAAAAUUACAAGACAAGCAAGCUUAACUUUUAUCAACAAUAAGAAUUAAAGUAAAUUAUGUAGCUCGUUUUUUAAUCCUUCAUAGGGAAUAAGGAAUAAAUAAUUAAAAUAGAAGAAAUAUUUAUCAAUUUGACAAAUCAAAUUUAAAAAUAUCAAACAUAAUGGCUUGAAACAAAUUUACUUGAAACUUCAAAUGUGAUUAAAUAAAACGACUUUGAAAUCUUAUUAAAAUCAUUUUUAGAUUAAAAAGAUUAAAUUUUAAACGCUAAUGAUAUAAUUUAAAAUACUUUAAUAGAAAUUAAUUAAAAAUUUAACGGUUAUUGCUUAGGAUGCAUUACAAAAAAAUGGAGUUGGUGCAAUUAAUGUGUUAGAUUACAGAUAAUAUUUUUAAAAAUAAUAUAAAAAUUUAAGUAAAACAUUGAUUUUAAGUAGACAAAAUAAAUUUCUUUUUUUUAAAUUGUUGAUGAAUAUAAAAAAAAUUAAAAGUUAUUCGUAAAAAAUUUGGAGAAUAAGUAAUAUGAAGAAUUUAUAAUUCAAUUUGAAGAAUCAUUUAACUAUUUUGUUAAAGAAAUCAAUAAAUUUAAAUAGAAAAUAUUCAUAAAGAAAAUCUAAGAGGAUAAUGUGACUCAAUUAUUAAAAGAAAAAAUUGUAGAACAUGCCAUUAACACAUUUGAAAAUUAGAUAAAUAAUAACUGGAUUUUAUUGAAAAAUAUUUAGUAAGAAUUUAAUACUUCAAAAGAGAAAGUUCUUUAGGUUUUAGAGUAACAACUUAAUGAAGAACAGAAAAAAAUAAUAAUAUUGAGACCGCUUAUUAACAAAUUUGUAUCCAAAAAAAAAAGAAAUAAUAUUCGAAUUAUAUAAAAUUUAUAUGAUAUUAAAUUACCUAAAGAAGCACAUUCAAUAUUAAAUUACUUUUGCUUUGAUUCAGAAAUUGAUUAUAUAGCUACCUGCAACUCUUAUUGCCCAAAAGAAGAUUAAAAACUCACUAUUUGGAAAGUCAGAAGGAAUUUUAAUGGCAACCAGUAAUAAAUUUUUGGAAAAGUAUUCACAAUGAAUAGCUCAGAUGUAUGCAUACAUAUAAACAGUAAAUCUAAAUAAUGGAUAGUUUUUGAUAAUAUCAACAAGAAUUAGGCUAUGGGAGAAAUUAAAUAAGAUUAUUCAUUUUCAUAGGAGAUGUCCUUUAGUAAUGUAUAUGCAUCUAAAAUUAAAGAAACAGGACAUAAUAUUAGAAGAGUGGAUAAUUGUUUUAUUCUUAAUGGAAUUGAUGAUAAAAUUUUUAUUUAUGAAAAAUAAAAAUAAUAAUAUUAUGCUGUUUCUCUUGACAGCGAUUCUAUUGAAAUUAAAGUCUUUCAGCUUUGUAAAUAAAUAAAUAAUGAAAUUGUUAACGUGGAAAAUCUUAAAAUAUACAAAGUGUUUAAUUGCCUUUCAGAUAAAGUGUACGUAUUUGAAACAGAAGACUCUUUAAAAAUUACAGAUUCAAAUUAUAGGACCAAAUUUGAAAUAAAUUUUGAUAGACUUCAAUAUUAGGACUUUAAAAUUAUUGACAAUUAAACAACAGUUAUGAUAAUAGUUAUUUAUUAAGGAUGUAACAUAGAUUCUUAUGUAAUUACUAAUGAGUUAGAUUAAUAAUAGAUUUUAGUUGAAAAAGGGUUUGAAUAAGAAGCAAUUGAAAAAAGAAUAGGAAAUCCUAUAAUCGAUAGUUUAGUAGAAUCUAUUAAAAAUUAUGGACAAAAUUUUACAGAAUUAGGAUGUCCUCAGUAAAAUAAUUUAUUUUGCUUUUAUGAAGAAGCAAAUCAAUCUUAAUAAUCUUCCAAUUUAAGUAAGAAAAUUAAUUAAUACUUAAAAGAAUGCUUUUAGGCAUUGCAAAUAAAUUAUUAAAUUACGUAUGAAGAAAAUUAAAACUCAAGCAAUAUAGUUUGUAUUGUAGAUUAAAUUUAAAAAUUUUUGGAAUAAUAUUCUUAGCCUAUUCCUAUUUAGCAUCUAAAGCUUUUGUUGCUUACAAGAAUACCCAUACAGAUAAGUACCAUAAAGUAAUCUAAUUACUAUCCUUUAAUUAACGGCUAACUUUGGGAUCAACUAUAAUUUCAAAGAUCUGAGUCGCUUUUGAAAUUAGAAGAUGUUAAAAAAUAAAUUAAUUUUGGAUGGUUUGAAGAAGUUCUUAGAAAUUUAAAAAAUGAGUCUCUUUAUGUUAUAAGUAUUUUUGGGAGAUAAUCGGUUGGAAAAAGCUCUUUACUUAAUAGGAUGUUUGGCACAAGAUUUGGAGUUUCUGUUUCAAGAUGUACAGAUGGAGUUUGGCUUGGAUACACCUCUUUAAAUGAUACCUAAAUUCUCGUUCUUGACUGUGAAGGUUUGUUUUCAGUUAGAAGAAGCAAAGCAGAUGAGCUGAAGUUACUUUAGUAAAUUACUUUAAUCAGUGAUUUCAGUAUUCUUUUAGCUGGUUUAGAAGCUAUUGAUAAACCUUUUUAAGAGCUGCUUAAUGAUCUUAUACUUUCCAACAAAAAUAAAAAAGGAGGAGAUAUUUAUUUCUAAGGUUCUUUGGAAAUAUUGGUGAAGGAUAUGAAUGGAUAAAAUGACAGUAGUAAAAUUUAGAAAGAGUUAACACCUAUUUAUAAUUUAAAAAUCGAUACAAAUAUUCAUUAUUUGUAUCCGUAUUAUCAUGAAGGAUUUAAUAACAACCUUAAAUUGAUAAGAAAUUAAAUUUUAUCAAAUUUAAAUAAAAAGUAAUAAAAAGCUGAAUAAACUCUUUCUAUUUUUAAGUAUUCUAUUGCACAAUUAUUUUUAGAUGAUGACACGGAUAUUGAAUUGCUUUACCAUAAACUUGAAAUUAAAGAUCUGACUAAUUAAUUUAAAUAAAUAUUUUUAGAUAUCAACAAGUUAAAAUUAGCUGAAAAUGAAUCUUAAAUAAAUUUUACCUACCAAGGAAAUAAAUCUGAAUAAUAGUAAAUUAAAUAAAUUGAUUAAUUUGACUUUGAUAUUGAAGAAGAAAAAGAAUAAAUGAAAGAUUAAAAACUGUAAGAUUUGACUUAAAUUCCUUUGUCUUUUGAUCAAACAAAGCUAAAAUUAGGCUAAGAUAGAUAACAAUCUAUAAUAUCCAUAAAUCGAAUUUUUUUGCAAAAAAUAUUUGACGAUUAAUUUAGUAGGCUAAAAAUGGUUGAUCAUAAUAAUUAUUACAAAUAAUUGUAAAAUUUUUUUAAUGAAGUUUUUUCAAAUAGAAAAUAAUUAGUUAUGAAUGCCUAUGAUGCAAAAUUAACCAAAUUAAGUAAACUCAAAGCUAUAUCUAAUGAAUUCAAAAAUGAAUUAGAUUAAUUUAUCUCAGAAUUGAAUGAAUAAUUCUAAAUUUGCUAAAAAAAUUGCAAAGAAUGUGAAAGGAGAUGUGUCAAAUAAAAUAACCACAUAAGCGAUUGUGAUUGCCAAACUUCUCAUACUUGCAUUUAUCUGUGCUAAGAAUGUACAAAUGAGAAUUAAGAUAACAAUAUAGUGAAUUAAGAUAACAAAAUAAUACACUAAGAUAAUAGCAUAGUACACAAAGAUAACAAUAUAAUAGACUAAGAUAAUAACAUAGUACACUAAGAUAAUAAUAAAAUAGACUAAGAUAACAAUAUAGUACACUAAGAUAACAACUACUUAAACCCUCAUCAAUGCUAGUUUUUAUUUGGACAUUUAGGUACACAUUUAUGCAGCACAAAAACUCAUUUCUGUGAUUAGACUUGCCAAAUUUCAUCAUGCCAGAACCAAUGUAAACUUAAAUAUAAUCACUCCCACUUAAUUGCACAUGAUUGCUAAUAAAAACACUAAUGCAAAUAUAAUUGCAAACUGCAUGAUAAAUGCAAAAAGACUUGUUAGUUAGAAGAUGGACAUAUGGAGGAAGAUCAUUUAUGUAAUUCAGAUAAGUGUUUUGAAAAAUGUGUUUUAUGUGAUAAAUAAUGCUCUUUUAAUAAGCAUGAUCAUGCUAAUUUGAUAUUAGAUCCUAUUAAAAAUAAGCAAUUGCUUACAUUAAAAUACAUAAAUGAAUAAAAUUAUGAAGUUGAAGUAAUUGUUGACGCUCAUUUAUGUGGAGAAUCUCAUUUGUGCUUGUAAUUAUGUCAAAAAGAAGGUAUUUGUAAUAUCAGCUAUCAGACAGAGUAAAAAUCAUGGGUUUCUCAAGAAUUAAAAAGAUUAUUUAGUUAUAAUUUUUAUAAACCUUAAAAUUAAUAAUAAAAAUGCUCUAUUGUUAUUCCAAAAUGGUAAAGAAUGCAUAGAGAAUUAAUUCACUAAUGCUCAUAAUAGCAUAGAUGUAAUCAAAAAUGCCCAGAAUGCUUAAGUUUUUGUAAAAAAGAUUAUAAUCAUGAAGGAAAGCAUUAAGCAGAUAUUCACAGAAAUAAAGAAUAGUGUGUUUUCUUAAAUAAAACUGAAGAUAAAAUAUCUAUAAACGAUCCAAUUAACUAAAGAAGUUAUAAAGCUGGAGAAUCAGCAGAACCAGAAAAUUGUUAUGAUUCCUGCUUAAGAUAAGGGAGAGCCCAUUUUCACUUAAGAGAAUGUUUAGGUGGUGAUUUAUGUGCUUAAAGCCUUUUCCCAUUUGAUGCGAGGCAUUCUAAAAGUUAAUUCUAUCCAUAUAUCAAUAAAUAAUAUGACGAAAUACUUUGCAAGAAGUAUUGGAAUUCAAUCGAUUGGGAAACUCCUCUUUUUAAUAAAUUAAAUUAAGAAUAUGAAACAGAGCUUUGCAAUUAUGCUUGCUCUCACAAAUAACACUUGUAGCAAAAUAAAAAAAUGAAUUUUUGCACUAAAAAAGCUUGGCACCAAGGAAUUCACAACAUUAAAAAAUCAAACUGUCAACAUUAGCUUAUUUAUGAUAAUAAAAUCCAGAUUUGUUUUACAGUAGAUACUACAAGCUCUAUGGGUUAAGUAUUUGGUCAAAUGAAAGCAUCAGUUGAAAAUAUUGUAAACUCUCUAAACAUCUAGGAUUUUGAUAUUAAAUUUGGGAUAGUGUGCUAUAGGGAUCAUCCAAACGAAGAAACUUCUUAUGGAGAAACUGGUCUAAAAAUUUUUUAGUUUGUUAAUCGAGCAGAUGUUUUAGAAGUUAUAAAAAAUUUAGAUGCUCGUGGAGGAGGAGAUAUACCAGAAAAUGUAAUUUGUGCACUUUACCAAAGUUGUAACUCAUUAAAAUGGAAUAAAUAAUCAUUAAAUAUAAUAAUUCACAUAGGAGAUGCCCCACCACAUGGAUUAGAAUAUGGAGUAAAUAGUAAUAAUUUAAAAUGGACUUUAUAUGGUUGUCCAUGUGGAAUUAAAAGGGUUGAUGUCUUUAAUUAGCUUAAAUCUAAAAAUAUAAAAUAUUUUAUGGUUAAAUGCUCAUCUGUAUUAAAUGAAACAGAAAAACUAUUUAAAAAAGAUUUUGGUGAAUUUUUUAGAAAAGCAGUAGAAAUUUCAAACUUUAACUAAAUUAAUGAGAAAAUAACAGAAUUUGUUAUCAAGGAAGUUCAAAGUAAUUUAGAGUUUUACCAUGUAUAACCUUACCCUGAUGGUAUCAAAUAGAAUUGA
Molecule: messenger RNA, 6954 nt
Organism: Tetrahymena thermophila SB210
Lineage: Eukaryota; Ciliophora; Oligohymenophorea; Hymenostomatida; Tetrahymenidae
Exons: 1
Molecular function (GO): GTP binding
Source: RefSeq, a predicted model, not a curated record